Molecule: messenger RNA, 1104 nt
Organism: Lodderomyces elongisporus
Lineage: Eukaryota; Fungi; Ascomycota; Pichiomycetes; Serinales; Debaryomycetaceae
Gene: ARO4
Product: 3-deoxy-7-phosphoheptulonate synthase
Exons: 1
Coding region: 1-1104 (367 amino acids)
Biological process (GO): aromatic amino acid biosynthetic process
Cellular component (GO): cytoplasm
Molecular function (GO): 3-deoxy-7-phosphoheptulonate synthase activity
Source: RefSeq, a predicted model, not a curated record
AUGAGUAAGACUCCAAUUCCUUCCGAAUACGACGACACCAGGAUUUUGGGAUACGAUCCAUUAAUAUCGCCUGCACUUUUGCAGCACGAAAUCAGAGCUAGCGCAGAGUCAUUGGAUGUGGUGAUUAGAGGCCGUUACGAGUCGGGCCAGAUCCUCAAGGGUAAAGAUGACCGUUGUUUAGUCAUUGUUGGCCCAUGUUCGAUUCACGAUACCAAAGCCGCUUUGGAAUACGCUUCUCGUUUAAAGAAGCUUAGUGAGGAGUUGAAAGAUGAUUUGUGUAUUGUUAUGAGAGCAUAUUUGGAGAAGCCUAGAACAACUGUUGGCUGGAAAGGUUUGAUUAAUGACCCCGAUGUGGACAAUUCAUUUGACAUCAACCGUGGAUUAAGAAUUUCCCGUCAGUUGUAUUCAGACUUGACCCUGUUGGGUUUACCUAUUGGAUCCGAGAUGUUGGACACUAUUUCACCACAAUACUUUUCAGAUUUCCUUAGUUUCGGUGCUAUUGGUGCCAGAACCACUGAGUCGCAGUUGCACAGAGAGUUGGCAUCUGGUUUGUCAUUCCCUAUUGGAUUCAAAAAUGGUACCGAUGGUGGUUUAACCGUUGCAUUGGAUGCAGUGCAAGCAGCAUCGAAAGGUCACCAUUUCAUGGGUGUGACAAAGAAUGGUACUGCAGCCAUUACCACUACAAGGGGUAAUGAUGCAUGCUUUAUUAUCUUGAGAGGUGGUAAAAAGAUUACAAACUACGACGUGGAGUCAGUUAAAGCUGCCAAGGAGGCAAUCAGCAAGUCGACUGAUCCAAACAUCAAGCUCAUGGUUGAUUGCUCGCAUGAUAACUCACAAAAGGAUUAUAGGAAUCAGCCGAAGGUGUUGAAUGAAGUUGCUGAGCAGAUCAGUAAUGGUGAAGAUGCUAUCAUUGGUGUGAUGAUUGAAAGUCAUUUGAAUGAAGGUAAACAGUCGAUGCCACCAGCUGGCCAAAACAAGGAGGUUUUGAAAUACGGAGUCUCAAUCACAGAUGGAUGUGUUGGCUGGGACACUACAGUUGAGUUGUUGACUAAAUUGAGUCAAGCUGUGCAAGCAAGAAGACGUUUGAAGAAGCAAAAGGUUUGA